AUGGCAACUUCAGGACUCGGCGUUCCAGUCAAGCUACUUCACGAAUCACUGGGCCACAUCAUCACAGUAGAGCUAAAAACGGGCCAGCUGUACCGUGGAAAAUUGGCCGAAGCCGAGGAUAAUUUGAAUAUCUCUCUCAAGGAAAUCACUGUUACUGCACGGGAUGGACGUGUUUCCCAGCUAGACCAGGUGUACAUUCGAGGGAGUAUGAUUCGAUUUUUCAUUGUGCCGGAUAUGCUGCAAAACGCUCCAAUGUUCAAACGGGUUGGUCCCAAUGCAAUGAGGGGAAGAGGUAUCGGUACAGCACGCGGACGUGCAACUAUUAUGCGGGCCCGGCGUGGUCGCGGUGUGGCACCUACAGCUUCAAGAGGUAUUCGGCGAUGA
Molecule: messenger RNA, 384 nt
Organism: Desarmillaria tabescens
Lineage: Eukaryota; Fungi; Basidiomycota; Agaricomycetes; Agaricales; Physalacriaceae
Product: small nuclear ribonucleoprotein Sm D3
Exons: 4
Coding region: 1-384 (127 amino acids)
Biological process (GO): spliceosomal snRNP assembly; RNA processing
Cellular component (GO): U4 snRNP; spliceosomal tri-snRNP complex; commitment complex
Molecular function (GO): RNA binding
Source: RefSeq, a predicted model, not a curated record